AUGAAAUAUUUCUCUAGGCUUAUUUACUUCUUUAUUUCGAUAGGGUCUAGCACUGAAAGGAGAAAAUCAUAAGUGGAUUAUGGUAAUAUGGGGGUGAUUGUCUACUAUUUUAUAUAAUUGCUUGGUUAACUUUUUAGUUAAUUUGAAAGCAAAUCCAUAGUAUUUUUUGAGAAUGAUUAUUUGGCUAAAAUAGGAUAAUAUUCCUCAAUCCCAUUUACCAUGAUAGUCAUUCAUUAUGACCCAAUUACAAAAAUUAUGUAUUAUUGUAUUUUUGGCACAAUGUGUUCCAUUUAUGCAAUAAUAAUUUUGUAAAUUACAUUCAAAGUAUUAUCAUCAUUGUAUUCUAGCAACUAUCAACAAAUAGUUUUGUUAAUAGAUUUAUAAGGUUUUAUUUUAAGAACUUUUAAUGGUACUUCUUAACACCAUUUCAUGAAUGCAUGAUUGGAGUAUUGACUUGUGGUCGUUUAGCAUAUUUGGCCUAACAUAGUGAUCUAGAUCCUCAACAAUGUUUUUAAUUGAUUUCACCUCACUUUUUAGUUAUAAGCAUAAUAGGCUAAGUACUAGUUAUCCUUUCAGGUUUUUUAUCUUUAUACUGUUUUAGAAAUUAUGAAUUUGUCUAAGGAGAUAUAAUGAGAAAAUUUAGUUACUUUAAUUUGUUAACUAUCAUAUUACAUAUGGCAUUAUAAAUGUCAUCAUUUUGGAAAGAAAUGUAUAGUCAUUACAAUUAUCUUACUCAUUCAAUUUUCAAUCUAAUAAUAAUUAUUAUAGCUUUAGAUAUAUAUUUGAAUAUUCCUUUUGGUUUUUAAAAAGAAACAAUUUUCUUUAGCAAAUGUUUAUGGUGUUCAUGGUUUUUUGAAAUUUUAGUUGCAAUUUGGAUAUUUUCUGAUUUAAAUGAUGGUCAUAUCUUUUUAAGUUUCUGUAUAUGUGUUCCUGUAAUUUAUAUAGAUAUAUAUUAUAGUUAAUAUUUGGUAUCAAUUAAGUACUUUAUGACAUUUAUAUUGAUAAAGAAUGUUAAUUAUUUUUAAAGUCUAAAUCAAAUAAAAUAAGUGAGCAUCCAUUAGAAUUUAUUUGUUAAUUAUGUCAUUUAGAGAAUAUAAAUUAAAGUGAUUACUACUUAUUAUUAAAAUAUUUAGGGAUUCAUUGUUAAAAUUGUAAUGAUUUAACAUGUCCUUGUAAAUAAAAGUUAAAUAAAUUUAUUUCUGGCUAAAACUAACUUAAUACAUAACAAAUAUAUAUUUGGGUGUAACAUUAAUUUUAAAAAAUGAUAAAAUAAAUUAUGCAAAAUUAAGAUUAAUUUUAAUACUUUGAACAAAUUACAAUUAAAUUUGUAACUUUCUUAUAAAGAUACAGAGAAAAUUCUGUUUUAUCAUAUAAAACUAUUUAAGAUGUUGUUUUUACAUUUUAAAAAGUUAAACCAGAUAGUAUGCCAAAGUUCUUUUUGAAUUUAAUAAAUUAAAUAUAACAUUUAAAUAAAAUUGAAAUUGAAAAUAAUAAUAGAGUUGGUAUAUAAAUAGGAUCUUUAGAAUUUCGUACUUUAUAAGAUUUUAAUUUAUUUUAUAAUUUUGAAGAUUAAAUUGUUAAAUUAAUUGUGGAUUUACUCCUUUGUUUGAAAUCAUUAUGGUUAUAAAAAAUGAAUUAAUAUGUUUCUUAUGAGAAUAUGAUUUAAUUUUCAUAAGAAAUAAAAGGAAAAACAGAAUUAGUGAAGAGAGAGUUUAUGAAUUUUUAAAAUUAGAGGGAACUUCCUGCCUUAGAUACUAUAUUGAUACUAAGAAUAAAAUUAGUAAUUUCAUUAGUUUGUAUGGAAGAUAUUAAUAGUUGUAUAAAGAUAGCUCAAUAAAUAGAAUGUCAUGUGAAGGAAUAAACAAAUUCUAAAAGUUAAUAAUUCAAUAAUUUAUAAUUUUUAAAUGGUUAAGCUUUAUCAAUAAUAUCUAGUGUUUAAUCUUAAACUCUAGGAUAUAUUACAUAAAAGAUUAAUGAUUAAUUUUGUGAAUUUUUUGGAUAUUAAAAUCCAAAUAUUCCAUUAACUAAAAUAGAAUAAUUAUUACCUAUUAAACUUGGUUAAAUACAUAAUGGUUUGAUUGAAUCUUAUUUAUAAUAAGGAAAGACAAAUAGAUUGUAUGCAAAUUCAGAAUAAUUUAUAUUGAACUCAGAAAAUUUGAUUGAAAAAGUUAAUAUAUGUCUUACUGCCUUAUUCCCAUAUUCAAAUAAUUAAUAUUAAUUUUGGAUUAUAGGACAUUUAUUGAAAAUGUUGAAAUAUGAAAAAAGAGAAAUUGAUUUAAAUAAAAGAGGAUAUAUUUUGGUUGAUUCUGAUUUUUUAAUUUUUGGAAUAACUAGAAAUAUUUAUGAGAGAAUCAAUUAUAAAUAUUUUUAUAAAAAUGAUAAAAAUGAAGAUUUAUUAUUACCAGAUGAAAUAUAUGAAUUAGUUGCAAUUUAAGAAUUAAUUCCAUCUUUAUCUUAAAUUUUUGAAGAAUAUUAUAGAUUAUUAACUAUCAAAAAUAAAAAAAGAAUGUUUAAAUAAGAUAUUAUAUGUUAAAGAGAAAUAGGUGUACUAUAAGUUCUUACUUAAAAAAGAACUCAAUAUAGAACAUCUUAAUCAUUAUCAACCAAAAAAUAUACAAAUAAAUAAAUGAUUAAUACUUUAAAGGAUAUUAAUACUAGUAUAUCAAAUAAAAAACCUUAAUAUUCUAAAUUAUAUCCUAUUGAAUUUAGUGUAGUUUAAAAAGUUUUGUCUUAUAUAGAAAAAGACACAACCUGUGAAUUUCUAUAUUUUGUAAUAGAAAUUGAUUUUUUGGAUGAUCCAAAAAUAAAUUAAUCUCCAUCUUAAUAAGUAGCUUAAACUCCAGCUCUUUCUGAUAUAUUAAAAAGAUAAUAAGCAAUCUUAGAAUAGAUUAGACCUUAUUAAAGUAAUAUUAUACUAUCAUGUGAUGGCGAAGAAGUUAAUGAAUAAGUAGAAUUAGUAGCUGAAUUAACAAAUACAGCUACAAAACUUAGUUCAAAUGAAAUUAAUGAAUAAUUAGAGAAAAUUAUUGUUUAUAUGAAUGACACAAUUAUACCAAAAACAAUUAAAGAUUUAAUUGCUCAUUUUCUCAUGUAAAUUGUUGUAUUAAUAAUAAUUAUCAUAUUAAUAUCUAAUCUAUUUUAACAUAAAAAGAAUUUAUAAUCAGAUUGCAUAUUAUAAAUUACAGCUGAUUUAAACUUUUUAGAUGCAUAUAGUUAAACCAUGUCAGGAUCUAGACAUGUAAUUUAUUAUAGAGAUUUUUAUCCAAUUUAAAAUGAUACAAUAAUUCCAUUUAAUAAUGAUUCAAUUAAUGUUAGUAGAUAUGAUAAGAUAUAUAUGGCUUGGCAACAUAUUGCAAAAGGUAGUGUUAGACUUAAUGACAUGUAUUAAAAUUAUUCUAAAAUUGCUAUGAAAAGUGAUAUUAAAAAUAUUACUAUUUAUUUUAUUAAUUUUGAUUUGAAGACUAAGAUAUCACAAACUCUUUAAGAUUAUUCUACUUAUUAUCAAAUUAUGCAUUAAACAUUUUUUAUGUCAUACAAAUCAUUUGCAUCAUCACCUUAAACAUAUUUAUCAGGUAGAAAUGAUUCAUAUAUGACUUAAAUUGCAAGAUCAUAAGUUUAUUAUAACUUUUUUGAUGUAAGUGAGAGUGCUAAUAUAACUCUUUGGGAUUGUUAUACAUAUAAUACUGAAAUGAAUGAUUAUUUUGAUUAGAUAGUCAAUUAUUAUUUUAUUGGAUUGUAUUUAUCAAUUUUAUUAUAAUUGACAGCUUUGAUUAUUAAUUACCUUAAAGUUGUUCAUACAAUUAAACAAUAUUUAAAAUUAUUUAAAAUGUGUGAUAAAGAAGAUUGUAUUUAAAUUAUACAUUAAUUUGAUUAAUUGAUAAGUAUUGUAUCAUAUAAUAGAAUAUUCUUAAAACAAAAAGAUUUUAAAAUAAUAAUGACACUACCUUAAUUCAUAUUAGAUGAUGUUAGAAAAAGUUCAAAUAGAGCAACAGUAGUAUUUGUUAAAAAAAAAAGAAUAAAUAAUAAAAAUAUUAAAAUAAAUUAUAAAUAUUCAAGUUAUUGUUCAAUAUUGUUUAUUGUUUUAGCAACUCUGAUAAUACUUGCUUAUGUAUUUGCUUUCCAUUUAUAUUAUCUUCGAAUAACUAAUUCUAUAGGACCUAUAAGUAAUAGGGCUAUCUUAGCUUAAGAACAUAGAUUAAAUUUUAUUGUAGCCUUAAAUCGUUUUGAUUUAUUCUUAAUAAAAUAAUAUUUUGAAACUUAUGCAUUAAUUAACAGAACUAAUCCAAGACAUCAACUCAUGACAAGAAAUAUAUAAACUGAUACUUUAAUAUUGAAUUUAUUAUCAAUGGAUGAAGAAUUAAUUUAUUAAGAUAUCUCUAGAAUAAAAUCAGUAGAUUUUACUAGUUUAAUUCUUAAUUAUGAAGAUUCUAUUUCAGGACUUAAUGAUGAAUAAUAACAUUAACUUUUAGGAUAAGAUGUUUGUAUUUUAACAGGUUGUGAUAUGCAAACUUAAUUAUUGUAUGAUAGACUAUAUUAAAAAGAAUUGAUACCACUUUUUUAAACAGGAGUGCUCAAUCUGCAAUCCAAAGUAUUAUCUUUUGUAGAAGGAGCCUCUUAAUUAAUUUUUUAAAAUUAAUCUCAUUUAGAAAGAGCUCAUGCUUUAGAGUCAAUACUUGAUGAUAGUGAAUAUCUCAUUUAUAUGUUAUGGGGAAUUGAUGUUAUUUAAUUUUAAAUAAGCUAAUUUAGUCAACACUUUUUAGACAUCUCCUCAUCAACAAUAGAUACAUUAACUAAAGAUAACUAAAAUUUUAUUAUAUUAAUUGGACUAUUAAUGUUUAUUGUUAUUUUAGCAUUUUAAAUAAUGUUUGGAUAUUACUAAUUUAAACGAUAUAUACUCUCUAAGGCAAUUAUUAAAUCUAUACCACUUCCCAUCUUAUUUCAAAGAAAUAUUCCUAAACAUUUAGAAAGUUUUCGAAGAAAAUAUGAAAAAUGA
Messenger RNA from Paramecium pentaurelia, 4993 nucleotides. The record is from the annotation of a GenBank genome assembly. NCBI's taxonomy places the organism in Eukaryota, Ciliophora, Oligohymenophorea, Peniculida, Parameciidae.